AAUAACAACAAUAACAACCGCUCUGUGGCCCCUGACGGAGAUUCAGUCGGUGCACCACAUUCGUAGCAAAACGGCGACGAACCAGCACUUGGACAAUUCAGUGGAAACGAUUGUUUGUAAGCGCUUUUAUCUGCAGCAACGUCGGACUAUGGCUCCUUGCGCCCGUCGGAGGACUGCUAGCAUGCUAAUCCGCCUUGUUUUGUCAUAUUGAUCGCUCGUGUGCUCCAUUGUUGCAAGCUCACCAUAACAUUUUAAACGGUUUAUACAUUUUAAGAUUUAAAUCUUAACCGUUUUACCCAGUUAGAUUGCUUGUUUAAGGAACAUUUCAACUGUUUAGUCGCGAUUUCCGUCGAGUAUACCGUAGUUUUGUCGAUAUUUGUUGUUCAACACUUGUUGAAUUGAUAUUUUGUUGUGUAGUUCUUAGGGUGCUCUGACUAUUGAGUUGGAUUUUGCAAGGCCUCGGUCUGCCAGGUCACCGUACUGGCAUGUAAACAAUAGAUUCGGCUCUGCAUGUUUGCAGACUGUACGUCGUUUGCUAUAUUCUCAUUAUAUGCUCGUUUUGCGCCCAGUGCUGGGCUGGUCAGCCACAGUUGUGUAUUAAUAGCGGUCAUAUAGAAUCAGGUCAAUCUCCACGACAAAGAAAUGCUCCAGAAGAGAUUCCUCAGACUUUUCUCGACUUCUUCGUCACACUGAAAGUAACACAAAAAACCUGUGGGUCCAGUCUUGGUGUAAAGACCUGUCAUGUCAGAGUCUCUGAUAUCUGGGCAAACGUCAGAGGACCUCCUGGCUGACUUUGAGACUAUGCUGAACUCUGGAAAGAUCAAUCUGGAGCAGGACCAUCAGAUCGUUGUCUUCACCAGUCCUGGCGCUGAAGGGAUUCUACCGGACAUUACUCCGUCCAGCAUUGGUGAAGUCCUGCUGUUUGCCACGCCUCAGGGACCAGCUGGCGUGAGGGUCCAGGACAAGAGACGACUAGGGAGACCACCGGUGAAGCGGAAGUUGGACCUCGACAGUGACCACCAGUAUGUCAGCACAACACGACCCGCUACUGGACAAAUCCCUGCCGCCACACCAGCGCCACCUAGAGUUCCCCGAGUGACAUCAGAGAAGUCACGUUAUGACACAUCCCUCAACCUGACCACCAAGCGCUUCCUGGACCUCCUGGCUCAGUCGCCUGACGGCGUGGUGGACUUGAACUGGGCUGCUCAGGUCCUGAAUGUCCAGAAGAGGCGCAUCUAUGACAUCACUAAUGUUCUGGAGGGAAUCCAGCUCAUCGCCAAGAAGUCCAAGAACAACAUCCAGUGGCUUGGGGAGCACGUAGAUGAUGCCACAACCGCUCGGCAGAAAGAGCUGCAGAAGGAGGUGUCUGACCUGGCGGAUGCUGAGGAGGAGCUGAACCAACUCCUCGCCAGUGCUUCUCUGGAGUUAAAACAGCUCACAGAAGAUCCCAAGAACAAAAGGUAUGGCUAUGUUCGCUGUCAGGACCUUAGGGAUUCCUUUGACUCAUCCGACCAGAUGACCAUGGUGGUCCGUGCCCCUCCUGAGACACAGAUGCAAGUCUCAGAUCCCUCACAGGGCUACCAGGUGUCCCUGAAGAGCACCCGCGGUGCCAUCGACGUCUUCCUCUGUCCAGAUGACACCUCUGGCAUCAGCAGCCCCACGGCUGAAGGCAGCCCUGUCAACGAACCAGAACCUUGUGCUCUUCCUCUUGCGCAGCCUGAGGACACAUGGAGUGCGAUGAUGCCGCUGGAUGUUGGGUUGUCAUCUCCAGCAUCUACGUCAUCCACAGCCACUGCGGCGUCCCAGCAGGUGCUAGGCACCGACUCGGAAUCCUUCAUGGGCGGUGACCCCUUCCCCAGCCUGGGUGACCUGCCUGACUUCCCCCUCUCCCCACUCUGUGACUCGGACUUCCUGAGCAGCGAUGGCCUGGACAGGUUCGUCAACGUGUCCCCUCCUCCCAGUCACGAGUACAACUUCAGCCUGGAGGAGCACGAGGGGAUCAGCGAGCUCUUCGACUGCGACUUCAGUGACCUGUCGCAGGUUUGGGGUGAAACUAAUGCAAGUGAUUCUGCACAGACUUUAUUUAACAUUCAGUGAGAACUGACCCCUCCGCUGAAUUUGUUCAGCACUUGGCCAUUUAAACAGUUUAGCUUUAGUAUUUAAAUUAUUUAUGUCCCUUGGUUUUUGUGUUUCAAAGUUUGUGGGCCGAGCCCAAACUAGCCGGCUGGUUUCCUUCACACCAAAAACUGAGAACUCUAUAGGCUUGUCAAGGUGCCUGAUAAGAAUCUCAGAUUCCUUCAAAGAAUUCCUUUAAAUUCGCUUCACCUUGCUAUUCCCUUUUCCACUCUAGUAUUAAAAACUGUUAGCUUUGGGUUCCUUUGCUUCUUAAAGAUUACGUUCCUUUGAAAGUUUUCCUUCAUAGAAUCCAUGUCUUUAAAAAGCAGCACAAACAAUACAGUUGACAAAUGUAGCGCAGCGAGCAACACAACAGAACAAAUCUCAGCAGUCAAAGCUGGAAAAGAUUUGAAAAUCUUAGAAAACUGAGUUUUAAUUGUUGUUUCAGUUCGUCGGGAAAGGCUAACUUUAGUAUCCAAUUCAAUAAUGUGAUUUGUAUCUGUCUCAGAACGGUGUGCAGGAAACCAGCCAGGACGAAUACUGACUCAGUCACUGGUGAUUAGCCAGCUAGUUGUGUUAGCCGUAGUCUCAGGUGUUCAGGAGAGAAGUCUUAACGCAACGUUUCUGAUGCAAGUAUGUGUGUGUGUGUGUGUGUGUGCUGUGAGUUUUGGAGGUGGGCGGGGUAAAUACGCUUACGUGGCUGGCCUAGUUUUAAUGAGGCCACAGAUCAGGUGGAACAUUUAUGACCCGUUGUUUGAGGAGUGUGUUCUGUGUUUGUGGUGUGAAUGACGGCCACACGUGGGCUGUUGUGAGUUCAAAGUGACACUCAUUGUCAGUUUUGGAUGUUUCAAAAUUUGAAAAAUAUUUCAUUGGGAAGCCCAGCUGGAGUGUUACCCCACUUUAAAGUGUAUUACGCAUUCAUUCGAUUUAUGACCGUGGUUUCACUGUUACGUUGUUGCCAGCAAUUCGGAUGUGACCUGGAUAAAUAUCACUUUCUUCAUUUAGAAAUCAUUUCCAUUUGCUAUAAAGCAGCUUCUCAGAUUUGUCCUCAAAAUGCACUCGAAUUGCUCUAUUUUUCUAGUUUGAAAUGUUGUUUUUGUUGUAAUUUAUAUAAGCUAACUUUCAACUAAUCAUGUGGUUCUAAUGUCUUUGUGUGUGUUUGCAGUACUGUUUGUACACUUGCAUAUUUAUUUAAAAUGGGUUUCAUAGAAAAUGGUACAAAAAAAAAAAAAAAGAUUUGAGUCCAUGGUGGGAAGGAACUCGCAGCCAUGGCAACGAGGUAAAGUCUUUAUUUUGAUCACACUUGUUGAUAUUCGAUUGUAUAUUUGCGCCUUUUUCACUGUUAGCGCUUUAUUUUGUUUGACAGUUCUGUGUAGUGGUUCCCUGAGAUUGUGCUUCAGUUUCUCGGUAACCUUUAAUGUCACUGCAGAGGUCUUCCUCCCGAGAAAACCUGUGUGGUGACUUCCUGUUCCAAACUUGUGUUGUCAUUCUACACAGUCAGUGCCUUGUUCAAACCUGAUGCUGCCAUUCUACGAGCAUAA
Synchiropus splendidus (mandarinfish) is the source of this 3656-nucleotide messenger RNA. RefSeq names its product E2F transcription factor 1 (gene e2f1). Gene Ontology annotation, molecular function: DNA-binding transcription factor activity, RNA polymerase II-specific; RNA polymerase II cis-regulatory region sequence-specific DNA binding; protein dimerization activity. The coding region runs from base 742 to 2097 and encodes 451 amino acids. The transcript is spliced from 7 exons. Gene Ontology annotation, biological process: G1/S transition of mitotic cell cycle; regulation of transcription by RNA polymerase II. The record is from RefSeq and is a predicted model, not a curated record. Lineage: Eukaryota; Metazoa; Chordata; Actinopteri; Syngnathiformes; Callionymidae. Gene Ontology annotation, cellular component: Rb-E2F complex.